CUUAUUGGUUACUUGAUAUAGCAUUGAAGUAUUCAAAAUCACAGUUUAUAGGAGUUGAUAAAAUAUCUAUUUCUCAUCUAUCAGACUUGUCUCUUAACGUAAAUAUUGAAAAGGAAAAUGCAUAUUAUUUAUCUUAUGAAGAUGAAACAUUUGCAAUUUUUCCUGCAAAAGAUAAGAAAGAUUCAAUAUUACCUGAGACUUUGAGAAUUCUAAAGCCUGAAAGGUAUAUUGAAUUACAGGAAUUUGAUUAUGAUAUAAUCAAUCUAUUUCUUAUUUUGAAAAAUUGUCUAAUAGAUUUAUUUAAUUUAUUAAAACUAAUAAAAUAG
This is a messenger RNA of Funneliformis mosseae, 326 nucleotides long. The record is from the annotation of a GenBank genome assembly. NCBI's taxonomy places the organism in Eukaryota, Fungi, Glomeromycota, Glomeromycetes, Glomerales, Glomeraceae.